Mesoplodon densirostris (Blainville's beaked whale) is the source of this 6645-nucleotide messenger RNA. It is a transcript of the gene RABGAP1L, whose product is annotated as RAB GTPase activating protein 1 like. The record is from RefSeq and is a predicted model, not a curated record. Lineage: Eukaryota; Metazoa; Chordata; Mammalia; Artiodactyla; Ziphiidae. The transcript is spliced from 9 exons. The coding region runs from base 520 to 1632 and encodes 370 amino acids.
GAGAGGCAGCAGCGGCAGAGGCAGCAACAGCAGAGCUGCUUGUCACGAAUCAAGGAUUGCAAUGAGCUCAUCCUUUUCUCCUUUGCAGCUUCACAACUGCCCUGGCUUCCUGGCUCCUGCUCUUUGCUCACGCACACACACACACUCACUCUCUCACAUACACACAGCACACACACACACACUCACAUGCUAGACCCUUCUAAGCAGCUUGUCCAUUUUUACACAUGUAUGUGAACUCUCCUGCAUCACUCUUGGCCAUUUUCUUGCAUUCGCUUGCUUUUGCUGUUUUUUUAUUUAGAUCAGCAUUUGAUUUCAUUUCCAGUCUACUUUGGGGCUCUUGCACCGUAGAUAAUUUAGCCAAAAUGUUUUUCUUGUGGAGACGUUAGCUGGCAGUUCCCACCACAGACUGGCUUGUGCGUGCUCCUGGGGAGACCUAAGCCUGGCUCCCCUCCCACCGCAGUUCUCAAAAUUGUGGAUAAGAGAUCCAGCUUUCUCAUUCUGGAUAACUACUUACUGCUCAUGGAAGAAGGGGUGCCCUGCCCAGCCCCAGCUGCUAAGCUCACAGCUCCUGUCAAAAAGUCCCAGGACAUGCACGACGAGAGGAACAAGCUGGUGAAUGAGUAUGCGUGUCGAGUGCUGGAACUUCUGGGGAUGGGGCAUCGUCUGUUUGUGCCUCGGCUUCUGGCGACCUCAAAGGAAGAUCUUCUGCAGGCUGAUUUUGAAGGUGCUUUAAAGUUCUUCAGAGUCCAGCUUCCAAAGAGAUACAGGGCAGAGGAAAAUGCAAGAAGGUUAAUGGAGCAGGCUUGCAAUAUUAAGGUACCGACCAAGAAGCUAAAGAAAUAUGAGAAAGAAUAUCAGACAAUGCGAGAGAGUCAGCUGCAGCAGGAAGACCCAAUGGAUAGAUACAAGAGGGAGAACCGGAGAUUACAAGAGGCCAGCAUGAGGCUGGAACAAGAGAAUGAUGACCUUGCCCAUGAACUAGUAACCAGCAAAAUUGCUCUGCGGAAUGACUUGGAUCAGGCAGAAGACAAGGCAGACGUGCUGAAUAAGGAGCUCCUCUUGACCAAACAGAGGCUGGUAGAGACUGAAGAAGAGAAGAGGAAACAAGAGGAGGAGACAGCUCAGCUGAAAGAAGUCUUCAGGAAACAGCUAGAGAAGGCAGAAUAUGAAAUAAAGAAGACUACAGCUAUCAUUGCUGAGUAUAAACAGAUCUGUUCCCAGUUGAGUACCAGACUGGAGAAACAGCAAGCAGCCAGCAAGGAGGAGAUGGAAGUGGUAAAGGGUAAGAUGAUGGCAUGUAAACACUGCAGUGACAUUUUUAGCAAGGAGGGUGCUUUGAAAGUAGCAGCCGUAAGCAGAGAGGACCAGGGAAUUGAAUUGGAUGAUGAGAAGGACUCUCUUAAGAAGCAACUGAGGGAGAUGGAGCUGGAAUUGGCACAAACCAAACUGCAGCUGGUGGAGGCCAAGUGUAAAAUCCAGGAACUUGAACAUCAGAGGGGAGCCCUUAUGAAUGAAAUCCAAGCUGCAAAAAACUCUUGGUUUAGCAAAACCCUUAACUCUAUCAAAACGGCCACGGGAACGCAGCCACUGCAGCCGCCACAGGCCACCCAGCCCCCCAAGGAGAGCACAUAGGUCCAGCCUCACCCAAGUACAAGAGCACAACGAUCAAAGCAACGGAAACCCAGGAUGAUUCCUGGUGUCCCUUUAAAAGGAAGGAAAGGAGGCCAGAAAGCAAGCCAGGAUCUUUCAGUAGCUCUUACUCUUUCUUGUUUGACACUUUUAAAAAAGGGAUGUUAUUUAAACUAACCUGAUUUAUGUCGAAUACCUGUUUUUGUGCUUCUUCAUGGAAGACUGUGUUCCGAUCCAUCAUAGUAUUACACAUUAUUUUACAUGCCUGAUGUUUGGUUGGAAAUAAGUAAUUCAGAACUAAAUGCUUUUUAUUUAGAACUAAUUAUUCAUAUUAUUUUUAUCUUACAUAAAAAUGGAGUUGUCUUUUAUUCCAAGUUUGAAGUGAUAGGCAGGUAUUUGUCACAGCAAGAAAAAGAGAUUGCAACCUAAACCUCUUAACUUUUCAGGAUUCAUUCAGAUAAAGCACAUUGUGAGACCAGUCAUGACCACUGUCAGGUUUCCUCCUGAAAGUGAUGCCCAGGAUAGCGGUAAUCCUAUCCAAAGGAAAGAACAGACCUGGGAUUGAACAGUUCCCAAAGACAGUUUAUUUUCAUUUUCUGUUGGGUACAUGUGGAAAUGAAGUGCCAAGAACCAUGGAAUAAGAUAGGCUAUUGAAAACACACACUAGAUAAAAAGAACUGAGAUUUUGAUAAAUGCAGGAUAAAAGAAAUCAUUUUGGUCCUGGUCUUCUAACAGGUCCUUUUAAGAACUCCACAUGGGAAUUGCGAGUUCCUAAGUAAGAACACAGUUGUGACUUCUGACAAAUGUAAAGUCAGAAGUGGAUAUUAUGAGUUGCAUCUUUAGGAAACCUUCACCAGGGAAGCCUAGAAAGGCCCUAGAAAGGAACAGCUGUUGUGCUUAGAAUGGAAUGUAGAACCAGGGACAGAGUAUUCAUUUAAUGUUGACAUAUACUUGCUAAGGAACACUAAUAUACUGUAACUUUGUUAAAGUUAUGAAAUGGGAAAUAGAAGUCAGCUUCAUAUCAUCUUAGUUUAAUAUUAGGCAACUUUUUCUGAUUUCUGUAGCUUCCUAAAAAUGUGCCCUUUGUACCCCUAGAUGAAGAGAUGCAAAUGCAUUUGUAACAUUUUUGCUUGCAUAUAUAACCUUUAUAGAAAUGCUUAUCUCAUGGAAAGGUAAAGCUAUUGUUUAAAAGUUGAUGGAAAUAUUUUUUUCAAUUAUAUUUAACAUGUCUUUAUAAAUAGUCCUUGCAGGAAAUCCUUUGGUAAGGGAAAAACUAAUUUUCCCAUUUUUUAAGCUAUUUUGGAGGGCUUUGGUCCUUUACAGCAACCAAACUACUGUCAGCUAUGUAUAGUAACAUUUAUUGAUACUCAUGCUUGGCUUCACUGUUGAACAUAUUCUUUGCAAAGUAUCUCAAACUCUGUAGUGCCAGAGUGACUCUCAUCUGUGCCAUAUGUUGCAGUUAAAAGUAACACACUCUUGGAAGUAAAAAUCAUCUAAGAGCCAUCUCAACUCCAGGAGCAUGUACUACAAGUUGUUCAUGAUGGAUCCUUUCCUCUAAAGUAAUCAUUAAACUCUAAAAAGUGAAAUCCCCUUCAUCGGUAAGUGUUCGUAUCAUCUACAGCCCAUAAAACUGAUGUGGUUGUUUGUUAUCCUUCCUUACACUCAUCAAAUUAAUACUUUUCUUAUAGAGUUCUUUUUUUUUUGUCCUGACAUCUCUCAUCAUAGUUUUCAUUUCCUUUCACCCAAAAGGAAAAUAGCAUUCUGAGUAUCUGUGUUGACUUUAACAUUCCCAACAUGGUGGUUUAGAAAAAUUAACUUUUUUUUCUUUUUUUUUUUUUUUUUUUUGCAGAAUAUAAUGGCUAGAAAAUUGCAUCUUGGUACUUGUUUCUGUAAAUCUUUUAAUAGAGUUUGUUAGCUUUACUGGUACUUUAUGCUUUGAUCCCAAGAAGCCUUGUACAAGUUGCCUUAUCAGAUGGCUAGCUAAAUUAAAUGUUCUUUUGUGUUUUGUGAAUCUCCUAAUUCUACUGUACAGAGCUCUUUUUACAUUUCACAGAAUGCCUAAAUUGCAUAAUUUUCCUUAAAUGGUAGUUGAGAGAGAAAUAGCUCUAGGUCCAGUUCUUAUCUGUAGACCUGGCUCAAUUUCAUAGCCCAUUACAUUUUUUUCUUUAAACAAAAUAACUAAGUACAUAUAUUCCAAAUGUUUAAUAAAUCUGUCUUUUUCAUUUUCUUUUAACUCUUUUAAAAGAUUACAGUGGCCAUCCAUAGAUUUUUUUUUUCCUUUUCCAGUUCCAUAUCAUACUUGGGUAUGUGUAUUGGUACCAUAGUCUAAACUGUCCCUCACUGCAAUGUCUUUGGGUAAGUAGCAAUAGCAAAUACAGAAGGAAAGAAAAUUCAAAAGUUGGUGUAUGAUAUUAUUCAUACAAUAUUAUAAUAGCACUAUCCCAGACCCCAUGCCCUUCACCAUGUGUUGUUUGAAAAUUCAUGCAUUCCAGCAUUAAAUAACUGCUAGUUUUAAUUUCUCUUCUUUUGAAGUAUAUUUGAGAAUUGUUACUCUUCUCUUGAUUUCUUUUAGAAAGAGAUUGACCAGCUCAAAUAUCCAGGAAAUUUUCCGAUACUCUAGAGUGUUUUUCAUCUUUUCCUAGCAUACAUUAUAUAAAACAUUCCUCCAAAAAUCCAACAUUUGCAACAUUCUGAGAAGUGACGAUUUCUCCUUUCAUUAAAUUCUGCAGAAUAACUUAAGAGAAUGAAAUUCAAUUGGAUAAUUCAGUCAUUAGCUUUUAUAUCUUGAGAAUCUUAACACAUUUCCUUAAAGCUGAAAGAAACCAAGCUGAAUUUUGCAGUGCAUAUGUUUGCUAGCUUCCCACAUCCUGAGCCAUGGCACAAUUUGGUUAUAUUUAGUUACAUACAAUUUAAUGCAAAUAAAUUCUCAGUUACCUAAUGGUCUGUAUAUGAAUGCCUAUCAGAAACAUUAAUAGGAAUGUCACAUAGGCUUAUGACCCUAUCUUUCCAUGAAACCAAUAAUUCUCUUCAUCUCUCCCAACUAUUAAGUUAGUAAUUUGUUCUGCAUUGGCUUUCUUAAAUUUCCAUAAUAAAGUAGAAAAGUAAUGUUUGUACUGAUGUUGGGGUAUUUAAUAGUAUUUUUCUUGUUUCAUUGUUUUCAAAAAUUCCAUCCUCUUAUACUGUGUAUUAAUAUUCAUUUUUCUCAAACCCUUACUCCAUUUUCUUAAAAUACUUUCUAGUUAAUAACUAGUAGCUUCAUUUCCUACCUAAAGUAAGAAAAACAAGAGAAUACACAGUUUAGGGCACAAGAGAUGAGAGUUAGAUCCUUUAAGGAAUUGAUUAGUUACUGAGGAUGAGAAUCGCAUAUGUAUCUAAUGUAAGGGAUUGAGUUUUCUUUUUCUUGAGCUGAAAUCAGUCUACUCAUUAUUCUGCUAAGGUGGUUGUCUGAUUUCAAGACCCUUUUAGGGAAAAAAAGCUUUCAAAAAAUUAAGUACCCUGUUUGUUUUAUCUUUCUGGAAAAUAACACUUUUAAUUACUUAGUAAGAUUAUUCUGUUGUAUAACUUACUCUUAAAAAAAAAACCACUCUAAAGUAGCUCCAAUUCUCUUGCUUCAAUUACAGGUAAAUGAGAGCAUGGACAAACUCUGUUGUUUGAUUUGAAUGCUGUGAGAUUUGUGUAUGUGUGUGUGAUUGGUAGAAUUUUAUAUGGAGUAUCCCUGCCUCUUUGGUAUACCCAGGUACCAUGCAACUGAAUAUGUACAUGGCGAUCAGAUACAGAAGGCCAGGCACAACUCAGUGGCCUGUGUUUCCUACUACCAGAUAUAUAAAACUCUUUCUCUCUAGUUGCCAUGCUGAUUGUCACAUUGAACUGGAACUGCUUGAAAACAUCCUUCCUCUCUCAUAGUGGCUUCCAUAUAAUAUAGGUAAAGCCCUUAGGGAUUUCCUUAUCUUUCAAGAGCUACCAAAAUGAAUACUUCAGUGCAGGCUGCACCUCAAUAGGAGAUGAUGAUCUUGAGUUGUAAGGAGAAAAGUGGAUGUUUAUGAGUAGCUUAGUGACUACAGUCAAUUGUCAGAAGUCCCUUUCUUAGCUUCCAUCUAAAAGACUACACGUCAAGCUUAUCUCCAAAUGUAUUUGCUACCUGCUAUAAAAACAUGUUCAUCAACAUGUCCUACUCUCCCCACCUCCACCCCUGGUUUAUCAUUAGUGGUAUUCUGAAAACGUUAAGAAAAAAGAAUCAUUGAGUAGAAGAUGAAUAUUUUGAGUUACUUUCCUUUUUCAUUGGCAGUAAGUUAACAUGUAAAAUCUUUUCUGUUAAAAUGUAACUUUUAAUAACUAUAUAUUAUAUAUGGAAUAAAAUAUAGGAAACUGAAUGAUAAGGACAUAAACACAUCAAGACUCUGGUGUCAUGUGAAAGCACAAGAAUAAAGCCUGGAAAUGGCCCCAGAAUCCAAGAUCCCAAUAGCCUUUGCAUCAGUUUCUCUAUUUUUGGUAUUUUGCAUAAUGUAUGAAUCCUUAGUUCAGAUAAGGAAGAAAGUUUCUCAGUCAGCCCCACGUCAUUUCUUUCAACUCCUACCUUUCCCUUGCUGAGGAGGUAGUAGAAAUUCUGUGCCAUCUAUUUUUAUGAAUUCUAUGAUUUUGCCCAUGGCUUCUCCAGUGAAAACAGGUUCCAGAAUAAAGGAGUUGAUUAGCUCAAACAGUGCUAAUUGACUUCAAAAGAAAUUAGUGAGCAGCCUCUCUCCUCUGUCAACACUGACCAAUUAGAUGUUUCCAUAAUUCCAUGUAUUAUGUAUAGUACACUCUAUAAAUGUAAAUGUAAUGCUUGUUUAAAAAAAGUGCAAUUUAUUGUACAUUGUCCCAACAAAUGUUUACUUUUAUAAUUGUUAUGAACUUGAAUUGGAUUAGUAUCUUGUUUUCAUGUGUGAAUGAAGCCUUGUGAAAUAAACAAAUGCAACCGAGAAGGUAGCAAGAUGACUGUUUUUGUGAGCCAGUGAUGUUUUCAAUGCUUUGUGUUGCUCC